AUGUUAUGUGCUACUUUUGUGGAUUGCCUGUUCUCUGUAAAACGGACGUCGGCUUCUGCUUUCUCAUGUUUGGUUGAUUGCAUGGUGUGUUCUCUUGCUACCCCUGAAGUUGGGCUUUUCUGUGAGAACCAAGUGGAUCUCCCUGUAUCUGUCAGCCAAGUGAUAGAUGGUUCCACUCUAAGAACGGAAGAAAGACAAAGACUGGCCAGGGAGCGUAGAGAAGAGCGGGAAAAGCAACAUGCUGCCAAAGAGACACAAAUCCUUGAAAAGGAGAGAAAAGCAAAACUCCAGUAUGAAAAACAGUUAGAAGAAAGGCAGAGGAAGCUAAAAGAACAGAAGCAGAAAGAGGAACAACGGAGGGCAGCAGUAGAAGAAAAGAGAAAACAAAAAAUAGAGGAGGAAAAGGAGCGAUAUGAAGCGGUUAUGCAUCGUACCUUGGAACGGAAUCAGCGACUGGAAACACGGCAGAAGAGAUGGUCAUGGGGGGGAUCUGUAACUCCAGAUUCAGAGAGCAAAACAGAACAACAGACCACAGAUGAAGGUGGAGCUGGUGCCGGCAAGCGGUCCACCUCCACAGCAAACCUCAAACAGACAGAAGCUGUCAUGAAUAAACGGUUGUCAUCAUCUGCAGCGCUUUUAAAUGCUUCUGAUCGAAGUACCACAAAGAGAAGUGCCUCAUUAAACAGACUGAAUAACAAAGUUCCUCUACAUUCUCAGCAGUCAGCACUCAAAGGUUCGCAGGUGGAACAGAAAGGAGGAACAGAAAAGAAGAGGAGCACAUCUUUGAAUAGAAUGAGUAGUAAACCCCAAUCCUCUCCAGAACUAGAAAAAGUGAAAAAGGAAGAAAAAACAGCUCGUCGUUCCCAGCUCAGUCCUCUGGACAGUAGCGUAAUCAGUCGCCUCCUCGCCCCCACGCAGGCCUCCUUAGCUAGGAGUAAAAGUGCUGCUACAUUAUCGGCUGAUGGACAAGAUCCCUCAGAAUCUCACCUCUGUCCUCGUUCAGCUUCAGCCAGUUCCAUCAAUUCCCCAGUCCCAGCUCCUAAAGUGCCCGUGCGCAGUCGUAGCAUCGACAGAUUGAAGUCCUCUGUAUCUUCAUCUGAUGCAAGUUCACCAGAUUCAACCCAGAAAUCCGAAACAGAAAAACCAUCCCCAGCUUCUGGUUUAAGACGCCCUCCCUCGCCAUCUGUGUCUGCCCGUAGAAGAUCCCCUUCUCCUGCUAAUUUGGUGAAGCGUCCUCCAUCACCUUCUACAGUUAGACAAAAGACUCGCCCACCUUCACCUAGUGUGUCAAAACAAAGGCCACCAUCUCCUACUCCAGUCUCUAAACCGGCACCCAUCCAACGUCCACCUCUUACGCCUGGUGUCAUAAACAUUACCAAAAAGAAAACUGAAGCAGAUAGCAAACCAAAGGAUAAGAGCACAGAAGGAACAGGACAAGAGCAAGGUGCUUCACCAGCCUUGGACAGGGAUGUGGUAGCAGCUAGCACAAAAACCAAAGAAGAAUCAGGUAGCAAAACAGUAGCAGGGACCACCACAGCUGAAGAAGCUGCUAAAAUCUUGGCAGAGAAACGGCGUCUAGCACGGGAGCAAAGAGAGCGUGAAGACCAAGAAAGAAUUCAGAGACUGGAAGAGGAAAGAAUCAAAGAAGAAGAAAUGGCCAAGAGAGCAAUUGAGGAAAAAGCACGAUGGGAGGAGGAGCUCCGCAAGCAGGAGGAAGAAAAGAGACUGGCUUAUGAAGAACAACAAAGACAAGCUGAAGAGGAGAGGAUCCGCCGAGAACAGGAAGAGCAGGAAAAACUUGCAGAGCUUCAACACCAGAGAGAAGAAGCUGAAGCAAAAGCUCAAGAAGAGGCUGAAAGACAGAGGCUGGAAAGAGAGAGAAUUAUGCAACAAAAUAUGCAGGAAAGGCUUGAAAGAAAAAAGAGAAUUGAAGAAAUAAUGAAAAGAACACGAAAAUCGGAUCAAAACGAACCCAAGUUGCAGAAUGAAGGGAAGUCUGCCUCUGAGGUUAUGGAGGGAGAGGAUAUUGAAGAGGAGGAAGAGUUGGGGCUUGAGAAGACUGAUCAACCAGGAAAGCUAAAUGGCCUUGACUUAGCCCAGGAAGUCAAGGGGGAGGCAGAGGGUUGUUUAGAGACUAUGCAUAGCUUGAUCUCUGCAGAAUCUGAGGAACAAGAUGUGUCGGAGCUGAAGGCCGGUGAAGUGUUUAUGAAUGGAGGCGAUUUGAAAAGUGAUGAGGGGUCUCUACUUGUCGCUGAAUUAAAGGACUGCAGCCAUCCUGCAAAAGAAGUGGUUAUCGACGACUCAGUGAAGUUGGGUGUUAACGAAGCUGAUCAUACAAUUGGACUUAUUCAGAAUCUUAAUGGAAAAUCUGGUUCGUGGACUUUUGAGGAGUUUAUUGACGUUGGAGUACAUUCCAAGUCAACCAAACUGAGUUCUGACAGCAUCUCUGCUGGUAACUGUAAUCAAAACUUGAAUGAUGCUGCUACAAUACCUCCUAGUCCCAAAUUGGCUUUUGAGGAAGAUGGUGCAGUGAAUUCAUUGACCAAACCUAUAGAUGCUUCAUCAGGUAACCCAAGCUGA
Messenger RNA from Leptosomus discolor (cuckoo roller), 2580 nucleotides. The record is from RefSeq and is a predicted model, not a curated record. NCBI's taxonomy places the organism in Eukaryota, Metazoa, Chordata, Aves, Leptosomiformes, Leptosomidae.